This is a messenger RNA of Rhineura floridana, 2576 nucleotides long. RefSeq names its product THAP domain containing 7 (gene THAP7). Lineage: Eukaryota; Metazoa; Chordata; Lepidosauria; Squamata; Rhineuridae. The record is from RefSeq and is a predicted model, not a curated record. Gene Ontology annotation, cellular component: nucleus. The coding region runs from base 185 to 1174 and encodes 329 amino acids. The transcript is spliced from 6 exons. Gene Ontology annotation, biological process: regulation of DNA-templated transcription.
CCGGAAGUGGAGGGGUCCUCUUCACUUUCCUUCUAUCUCUACGUCUCGCGAGAAGAGCUGAGGUUUCCGUUUCCUUUGCCAGCCUCGAAGCCGCGCCGGCGGCGCCCCGAGCAAUGGGAGUGGGGAGAAGAGCCCUGUUGGAUCCAUCUGGGCCAGUAUUCUGAUCUAGCGUUGGGUGAGCUAGAUGCUUCUAGGAAACCCCCAAGCAGUGGAUGGAAACAACACUUCUGUCAUCCCACCCUGCCAGUUGUUUUUGCCUCAGUAUCUGAUGCCCCGUCACUGUUCUGCCACUGGCUGCUGCACCCGUGACACUCCUGAGACACGCAACCGAGGCAUUUCCUUCCAUCGACUUCCAAAGGACAACCCCCGGCGGGCAAUGUGGUUGGAGAACUGUCGGCGGAAAGACAUAAGUGGCCAGGGUCUCUGGGACCCUGCCUCCAAGUAUGUGUACUUCUGCUCCAAGCACUUUGAGAAGAGUUGCUUUGAACUGGUGGGCACCAGUGGUUACCAUCGGCUCAAAGAGGGUGCUGUUCCCACCAUAUUUGAACUUCACACUAAAUUGCGCCAAAAAUCAAAGCUAAGCAACUCGAAACUUGCAAAACGUCAGCAGAAGCAAAACUGUGGCCCUUGCCCAGAGGAGGAGUCGAGUCCAUUGUGCAUGGACAUCUCAUGCUUCCCUGCUCAAGAGCUGCCAAGCCCUGGGGCUGCUCCCACCAGCGGUGAACCCCGAAGCCAGCCCAACCUUCCUGGGCCAGAGUCAGAGAGCCUGGCCACCCUGUCAGACAUUCCCCUGGAACAGUCCCCAGCUGCGACAGGCCAGGAAGAAGAGUCUCCUUCUCCAGCCCUCCCAGAGCCGGUGGGGGAUCCAUCCCAUCCCGUUUCCCUUUCCCUCUACAUGCUGCGCCUCCCUCCCCCAGCUGGGGCUUACAUCCAGAACGAGCACAGCUACCAGGUGGGCAGUGCCUUGCUGUGGAAACGGCGAGCGGAGGCGGCGCUCGAUGCUUUGGGGAAGGCGCAGCGGCAGCUGCAGGCCUGCCGGCGCCGGGAGCAACGACUCCGCCUGCGUAUCUGCGAGCUACAGCGCGAGCGACGGCCACACGGUGCUGACACACAUCGACGGCUGAAGGACCACCUGCAGGUCUUUGAAUUGCAGCUUCUCAAUGACCUUGAAUAACUUGGGGGUGGGCCAAACCCAAACUUUCCCAGUUUGGUGCACUCUUGGCUUUGGGCUCUCUGGUAUUUCCCAUGGCUAAGCUGUGUGUCCGAGCUUGGGGCCCUGUGAACUAGCUGGCCACUUCACUUGCCUCCGUCACCGUUCACAUUUACUCUGUAUCUGUAAAUAAACACUGUUUUGUAUGAUGGAUGCUGCCAGGAUAUCUGAAAGACAUGUGUUUGCUUUUGGAGUCACUAUAGAGAUUCACUAUAGCUGUUAACUUAUAGCCCUCAGCGAGGUGUUGCAUGAAAGGUAAGAAUCCUACAAUUUCUAGCAAGUGGCUACUCAGCCGCGCUCAUGCGGGGCUUGAAUUAGUUGCUGUAUGAGAUAAGAACCAGCUUGUUUUGUGUUGAAUUCUAGAGCUACAAGGAUCUUAAGAUCCUGUAGACCAGCCUGCUGCCCCGAAAGAGCGUCCUCACCCCACUGACGCUUAUCCAUAAUGCUAACUACUUCAGCUGAUUUAACCUGCAUCACAGAGAUGGAGUGUGUGAGCAGGAGAAAAGUAAACUCCCUGUGCUAGAGGUGAUGGUAUCGUUUGAGGAAUAGUUUAGUAAAACCACUCGGCAAGUAAGCCAAGUCGCAAGCUUAAAUGGAAUCUGCAUGCUAGGCUUGAUAUCAAGCAAAACUUAUCCACUUACCAACUGAGUUAGAGCUAGUCUAUAAAAGAAGAGAGACACCAGGAACAAGCAGAGGAAGCUGUUUAGUGCACAAAAAGAGUACAAUCAUCUGUGCUCUUCAAAUACCCCUUUGUGAAAUUUUAUUCCAAAUGCGGGAGGCCUUGGAUGAAUAUGGGUUAUUAUUAUUGAUCAUUGAAAGUUGCUCUGGGAGCCUUUUUCAGCUUGGAGACUGGAGUAAAAAUAGUUUAAAUAUGCACAUUAUCAUGUGUCAUGAAGAAGACAAGGAUCUCUUGCUGAAUUGGGGCAACUGCUUUCAGUUUGAAACAAAGUGAUUUCUAUAACUUGCAGCAGUUGCAGGAUAUUCCCUUCAUAUUGGCACCAUUCAAGGACUUACUGCCUCAACAGAGUCCUCAACAUUCCUAACUGGGCUGGGGGGUGGGGAUGACUAUGGUAUGUGACUCCUUAAAAAUAUUCCUGGCCUCUUCCCUGAAUGUUAAGCUUUUUUUUAAAGUCUCUAGCCCUUUUUACUGGGGAGAUGUAAGAAAAAACAUGCAGGCAGAUUUUUGCUCCCUAAAAAAUAAAUUUGUUCUUGCCUUCUAAUGGUCUGUUAUGGCUAAUGAAUGCAAAGGCACUGAGAUAACUGACAAGUACUAAACCCUUACUUUGAAAUUUUGUACAUUUUAAUUUUAUUCGUAUUUAACACAAUGAAACAAAAUAAAUUUAUUAGGCUGCUGCUGUUUUCUGGC